Cryptomeria japonica (Japanese cedar) is the source of this 1134-nucleotide messenger RNA. Its product is annotated as nudix hydrolase 2-like. Bases 438 to 1130 code for a protein of 230 amino acids. NCBI's taxonomy places the organism in Eukaryota, Viridiplantae, Streptophyta, Pinopsida, Cupressales, Cupressaceae. The transcript is spliced from 7 exons. Gene Ontology annotation, molecular function: NAD binding; NADH pyrophosphatase activity; ADP-ribose diphosphatase activity. The record is from RefSeq and is a predicted model, not a curated record.
AAUUACUAUAUAUACCCUUUCCUCCUAUACCGCAUUUUAACAUUCCGCUGCUUAAUUUAUUCCUCCUUUUUCAAACACUCAGGAAGAAGCCAAGCCAUCAAUACUGUUUGGCUAGGUUUCUAUUGAACCUCUUGUUUUGGCAGGUUACUGCUUAGUUCCACGACACAAUGUCAUACCCAACUAGCGGAGAUUCCUCUACCAAUGACAAUGCCAUUAACGACCUUGAAACAGUCUUAAAUGAUUUGUCUACAAAAGAAAUAAAUGAACUGCUGAAAGCCCGGGAAGACAGAUAUGAUGGGGUGGAAGUUGACCUAGAAAAUAUGCACAACGAUGUUCCUCGUUUCACAUCUUCACUCAAGCAUCACUUACCCAAUGGGCACGCCAGGUGAGUGUUUUCUUAACACGACAUAUAAAUUCGUCAAUCAAUAUAAAAGAAAAUGAAAAAUAGCUUCAAAUCAUGCUUGUUGGCUGUGAAGGGGAUGAACGGGGUGUGGAUUAAGGUAGCCAAGGAACAGGCCAAACUAGUUCCGGUUGCGAUUGAGGAAGGAUUUUGGUAUCACCAUGCAGAACAAUCAUAUGUGAUUUUAGUGCUUUGGAUCCCUAAAACUCCUUGUAGUAUCCCUGAUAAUGCUUCACAUCAAGUCGGAAUUGCAGCUUUCGUAUACAACACCAAGGGAGAGGUUCUGGUAGUUCAGGAGAAGUGUGGACCUUUCAAAGAUUCAGGACUGUGGAAAAUGCCAACAGGAAGGAUCAAACAGGGGGAAGGCAUUAAAGAAGGGGCUGUAAGAGAAGUCAGAGAAGAAACUGGGAUUGCUACAGAAUUUAGACAAGUGGUCGGGUUCAGAGAUGGUCACAAUGCCCCUUUCGAAAAAUCUGAUCUACUUUUCGUGUGCAUGUUGAAACCAAUGUUUUUUGACAUUGUUAUACAAGAUACUGAAAUUUCAGCAACAAAGUGGAUGGCAGUAGAUGAUUUUGUAGCUCAACCAAAAAUGCAGCAAAGCAAACUUCUCAAGGUCAUGGCGGGAGUCUGUAUUGCCAACAUGGAGGGACGGUGUAGAGGAUUUUCAGCCAUUGAAAUACCGUCCCCCAAACCCUCUGUUUUUUACUGCAGUGACAUUGAUACUGAAUAAUUUA